AUGGCCGCUCCAACGCAGUUUGCCUUCCGUACGCUGAAGGGAAUUGGAAUUGUCGACGCUGCUCCUGUCUACGAGCCUUUGCCAGGGUUUACGAGACCUGAGGGGAACCUCCGCUGCUGCUCUUAUUCACCAUGCGGUCGAUACUUCGCCUGGGCGUCCCCGGAACGAGUCACUAUCGUGGAUCCAUCCGUCGGCCACGUCAUCACGACUCUUCCUGCAGAAAACGUAUACGAGCUGGGCUUUUCGCCUCUUGGGACAUACGCCAUCACCUGGCAGCGUCCCGGCAAGGACGAGAAUGGUGACGCUGUCAAGAACCUCAAGGUGUGGCGCGUCAUUGAAGGAUCUCCGGAGAGUGACGAGCAUGCGAUCGUGGGUCGCUUUGUCCAGAAGUCGCAGACGGGCUGGAAUCUGCAGUACACGGCUGAUGAGAAGUUUUGCGCCCGUGUCGUCACCAACGAGAUCCAGUUCUUCCAGAGCAACGAUCUUUCGAAUGUGUGGAAUAAGUUGCGGGUGGAGGGUGUAGUGGAUUUCGCAUUGUCGCCUGGAAAGAGCCACUCGAUUGCUGUGUUUGUGCCUGAACGCAAGGGUCAACCCGCUGCGGUUAAGGUGUUCAGUGUCCCUCAGUUCGGUGCUCCCGUGUCCCAGAAGAACUUCUUCAAGGGCGACAAGGUGCAGCUGAAGUGGAACAACUCAGGUACAACUUUGAUUGUUCUUGCGCAGACCGAGGUCGACAAGACCGGCAAGAGUUACUACGGCGAAACUACUCUCUAUCUGCUUAGUGCCACUGGCGCCUUUGACUCGAGGGUCGAUCUUGACAAGGAAGGCCCUAUUCACGAUGUCGCCUGGUCCCCCAACUCGAAAGAGUUUGGUGUGGUCUAUGGUUACAUGCCUGCGAAGACGACGAUUUUCAACUUCCGUGGAAAGCCUGUCCAGAACUUCCCUCUCGCCCCUCGAAACACCAUCCUGUUUUCUCCUCAUGGCCGCUUUGUCCUCGUUGCCGGUUUUGGUAACUUGGCUGGACAGACGGAUAUCUAUGACGUGGAGAAGGAUUACCGAAAGGUCGCGACUAUUGAGGCCUCGAACGCCAGUGUGUGCGAAUGGUCUCCCGAUGGAAAGUACAUCCUUACGGCCACUACCAGCCCACGUCUGAGAGUCGACAACGGAGUACGGAUCUGGCACGUCGGUGGUGGUUUGAUGUACAAUGAGGACAUGAAUGAGCUUUACGAGGUCUGCUGGAGGCCGCAGUCUACCAUCCAGCACCCGCUGGUUGGUGAUCCUCUCAACCCCGUUCCUACGCCUCACGCAUCUGCUUUGGCAUACCUCAGCACCAGAAAGGCUCCCACCAAGCCUGCUGGUGCCUAUCGUCCUCCGGGAGCCCGUGGCCAGGGUACUCCUCUGGCAUUCAAGAGAGAGGACGAGGGUGGAGCUGCCUACGUGCGAGACGGUGCGCCCACCUUUGGUGGUGUUGGCGCCAAUGGGUUUGGCAAGCCUCGCAGACGGGAGGUGCCCGGCGCUGAGCCGGUCGAGUUCCUGCCGCCCGGAGCCGCUCCAGGCGGUGGUGUGACUCUGCCCCCCGGUGCUGAGGAGAAGCCUCUUUCGAAGACUGCUGCUAAGAACAAGAAGAAGCGCGAAGCCAAGAAGUUGAAGGAGGAGGCCGAAGGCGCGACGGAGCAGCUCGCGCCACCCAAUGGCCAGCAUGCGUCCGUCAGUCCUGAUCGCCGGAGCCACUCACGUAGCCGUUCCAAUGCUAAAGGUCGUGACCGCAAGAACAGCACUGUUAACGGUGCGCCAACAGGACCGUCUAAGCAGAAUGCUAAGGCUAACGGUGCUGCAGCGCCUGCUCCUGCUCCUCCGGCGGAGGCAGAAUCUCCCACGACGCCAGGGGGCGGCAAUGGCACUCCCCAGGAGAAGAAGAUUCGCGGUCUUCUGAAGAAGAUCCGCGCUAUCGACGAUCUGAAGAUGCGUCUGGCUGGGGGCGAGAAGCUCGAGGAUACUCAGAUGAAGAAGAUCCGCACAGAGGAUUCAGUCCGCAAGGAGCUGGAAUCGCUUGGAUACAACGGUUGA
Messenger RNA from Paecilomyces variotii, 2064 nucleotides. Its product is annotated as putative eukaryotic translation initiation factor subunit eIF2A. Gene Ontology annotation, molecular function: translation initiation factor activity; ribosome binding; mRNA binding. The transcript is spliced from 6 exons. NCBI's taxonomy places the organism in Eukaryota, Fungi, Ascomycota, Eurotiomycetes, Eurotiales, Thermoascaceae. The record is from RefSeq and is a predicted model, not a curated record. The coding region runs from base 1 to 2064 and encodes 687 amino acids. Gene Ontology annotation, cellular component: cytosolic small ribosomal subunit. Gene Ontology annotation, biological process: translational initiation.